Molecule: messenger RNA, 1593 nt
Organism: Striga hermonthica
Lineage: Eukaryota; Viridiplantae; Streptophyta; Magnoliopsida; Lamiales; Orobanchaceae
Source: the annotation of a GenBank genome assembly
AUGUCGUUGAGGCCGAAUUCGAGGACGGAGGUCCGCCGGAGCCGGUACAAGGUGGCGGUGGAUGCGGAUGAGGGACGCCGGCGUAGGGAGGAUAAUAUGGUGGAGAUCCGGAAGAAUAAGCGAGAGGAGAACUUGCUUAAGAAGCGACGCGAGGGGCUCCAAGCUCAACAGUUUCAGGCCGCAGCCAAUGUUCCUCUGCCCGAUAAGAAGUUGGAAAGCCUUCCUGCAAUGGUUGCUGGGGUUUGGUCUGAUGAUGCUGCUCUGCAGCUAGAGGCGACAACUCAGUUCCGUAAACUUCUUUCAAUAGAGAGGAAUCCACCUAUUGAGGAAGUUAUACAAUCUGGAGUUGUUCCUCGUUUUGUUGAGUUUCUUGGGAGAGACGAUUACCCUCAGCUUCAGUUUGAGGCGGCUUGGGCACUCACGAACAUUGCUUCUGGAACUUCUGAAAAUACCAAGGUUGUGAUCGAUCAAGGCGCUGUUCCAAUUUUUGUUCGGCUUCUCAGUUCUCCGAGUGAUGAUGUGCGCGAGCAGGCAGUGUGGGCUUUAGGAAAUGUUGCUGGUGACUCACCAAAGUGCCGUGACCUCGUCCUUCAUUAUGGGGCUUUAAUGCCUUUGUUAUCUCAAUUUAAUGAUCAGGCAAAAUUGUCCAUGUUGCGAAAUGCAACGUGGACGUUAUCAAAUUUUUGUAGAGGAAAGCCGCAGCCUCAGUUUGAGCAGGUCAAACCAGCCUUGGCUGCUAUUGCUCAUCUCAUUCAUACGAAUGAUGAAGAAGUCCUUACAGAUGCUUGCUGGGCGCUUUCCUAUCUAUCUGAUGGCACUAAUGAUAAAAUCCAGGCUGUGAUUGAGGCUGGUGUGUGCCCUCGUCUGAUUGAACUUUUACUUCAUCCUUCUGCAUCUGUUUUGAUUCCGGCCCUGCGCACAGUUGGUAAUAUUGUGACUGGUGAUGAUCUCCAGACUCAGGUAAUCAUCAAUCACCAAGCUCUCCCACGCUUGCUUAACUUGUUGAUCCAAAAUCACAAGAAAAGCAUCAAGAAGGAAGCUUGCUGGACCAUCUCAAACAUCACUGCAGGAAAUAAAGAGCAGAUUCAGGCUGUGAUCGAGGCUGGAUUAAUCUCCCCUCUUGUUCAUCUGCUUCAGAAUGCUGAAUUUGAGAUAAAGAAAGAAGCUGCAUGGGCUAUUUCAAAUGCCACUUCUGGUGGAACUCAUGACCAAAUCAAGGUUUUGGUGCAUGAGGGAUGCAUAAAGCCCUUGUGUGACCUACUGGUUUGUCCCGAUCCAAGAAUUAUCACAGUCAGCUUGGAAGGUCUUGAAAACAUCCUAAAGGUUGGAGAAGCCGAGAAGAAUCAAGGUAAUACGGGGGAUGUGAAUAUCUUUGCACAGAUGAUUGACGAUGCAGAAGGUCUGGAAAAGAUUGAAAACCUCCAGUCUCAUGAUAACAACGAGAUUUAUGAGAAGGCAGUUAAGAUACUUGAAACAUAUUGGUUGGAAGAAGACGAUGAGCAGUUGGUGUCUUCUGAAGGAGCUCAACAAUCUGGCUUCAACUUUGGAGAUGGUGCACUUCCGGUUCCAUCUGGGGGUUUCAAAUUCAAUUAG